CCGUGUUGGUUAACCAACUGAGUUUUCUAGCAUUUAGUGUUUUCUUUAAGUUUACCUCUUUUGUUGGUUUAUUUGUGAUACCAUGUACUUGAACAGAUAAUAUGGAUUCUGCAGGUAGCGUUGAGGAGCAAUCUAUUCAUCAGUUUGGAUUUGAGAAAGGCAUUUCCGUCAAGCAUCUUUUUCGCUUUUUCACAAAUAAUGUGUACCUUGGUCAAUGGGAGUUGGCAAGAGCGUGUAUUCAGGAACUCCACGCACAUGCCUGUGUUUUGGGGAAAGAUAUACAUGAAUUUGUUGCACAGGUUGCGGAGCGCCCAUACAAUUUAAGCUUAAGAUCAGAAUCAGUGAAUUCUCCACAACAUCUAUCAUGGCUGUGCCUAACAGAAUUGGAAUCCAAAAGAACAGGAAGUGAGGAUGGUUUUGUUCACCUUAAAGAAGACUUGGAAUUUCAGCUCCUUUUACUACAGGCUGGGGGAGGGGUGUCAAAAGACAUACUGAGGGAGCUGUAUUCCUAUCAAAGGGAACAGAGACAGUCACGGGCAGCCCAACCUGUGCUGCCAUUUGGCAGUGAUAGUCUCAAUUAUAUCAAAGAUGUCCUAUACUCUGAACCAGCUUUGGGCAGUGCAAUGAUAUGCCAUCUGACAUUCAAACACAAACGAUAUGACUGGAACAAUGAGCAACUUCAAAGAGUAUACAUAAAAUGUAUGGAAGACAUUCUGAAUAAUUUGCAAGGAACAAAACAACAACCUGAGAACCUUAUGCUGGAAGAUAAACUGUACUCCUUGUUAGCCCUGUUUAACCCAAACACUGAUAUGAAAAGACUUGGAUUGAAUGACUUUCUGACCAAGCUAGUCUUGCAAGCUGAUGCCAAGGAUCUUCCACUCAAUAAAAAUGCCAUUUAUUCAUCCUUACUUGGACGGGAUGACCCUUUUCUCAUUGACACUUACUGUGAUAUUGAAAAUAAGGUUCUGUCAAAUAGCUUUACAGAGAAACAUUCCAAUGGCUGUGAAAGCGGAGGUGAACCUGAACAGAUUGAAGAUGAACACAGACAUAUCUUUGCGGUAGCAGUGUGCAAAGACCGAGAGCUAGCUUGGCAGCAGCUUUAUCUCAGAUGUUUAAAACAGGAGAAGCACUUCAUUGAUUUUGAAGUGGAAGCUGCUCUUCAGAUGAUUAAGACUGGCCAGUUCCACAAUCUCCAGCAGUUGUUUAUUGCUCCAGAAUUAAAGGUGCUGAAACCAAUGGUGCUUUUGAUGGGAUGGAAAUAUUGUCACAGUUGCACAAGUGCUAGGAACUUACUCACUGUGUUGUGGAAUGAAAAGGAAGAUGAGAUUCCUUCAGCUCUGCAGCAGGCCUGCAAGAGAUUGUCCUACCAAGUUGAUUUGGUACAGUGGUGCUUAGAGAAAGCCAGGUAG
Messenger RNA from Lingula anatina, 1409 nucleotides. Its product is annotated as zinc finger FYVE domain-containing protein 26-like. Gene Ontology annotation, molecular function: phosphatidylinositol-3-phosphate binding; metal ion binding. Gene Ontology annotation, biological process: regulation of cytokinesis; double-strand break repair via homologous recombination; mitotic cytokinesis. Lineage: Eukaryota; Metazoa; Brachiopoda; Lingulata; Lingulida; Lingulidae. The record is from RefSeq and is a predicted model, not a curated record. Gene Ontology annotation, cellular component: midbody; lysosomal membrane; centrosome.